AUGGGCGAUACCUCAAGUAUCCCUAGUCCCAAGUCGGCCUCAACUGAGACGUCCAAGCGCCGCACGAAUACAGAAGCAUACAAAGCGGAAACGCUGGAGUUCCUCGACAAAGCAUGGGGAAAAGAAGAGUGGAAGCCUCCAACCAAUAUCCCGCGCCGUGACGGCAAGGGCACGCCAUUCCCUCCGAACAAACCCUGGACUGUGGGCGAGCUUGAUGUGCUCAAAGACAUCACCAUAGCUGCCCUGAGCAGAGAUAUUCUCCCUCUUUGCGCGCUAUAUGAACCCGGAGGAGCCAUAUUCGAGGCCGCUGUUGAUUCUGGGCAGCUUCGGUGGUGCAUCAAGGUUUGCGCCAACGCUCGUCGUGUGGUCAGGGAGAGUGCAGAACCUCGUUUGACAAAGAAAGAAGUCUUUGACAUGGUAAUGGCUGGUACCCUCGGCGGCAAAGCUCAGGUUCGCGACUUGGAAGCUGCAACCGAGGCGUAUUACAGUUGUAUGGAUUACGUUGACUGCCUGUUAGAAACGCCAAGUUUUGCAGAUGCGCGACCUGUUUGUUUUUGGGAACUGGCGACAAGAUCAUCUUGGAUACCCCUUACGGCAACUUGCCUUGCGUUGAGUUGA
This is a messenger RNA of Fusarium vanettenii 77-13-4, 618 nucleotides long. RefSeq lists its product as uncharacterized. The transcript is spliced from 2 exons. The coding region runs from base 1 to 618 and encodes 205 amino acids. Lineage: Eukaryota; Fungi; Ascomycota; Sordariomycetes; Hypocreales; Nectriaceae. The record is from RefSeq and is a predicted model, not a curated record.